AUAAGUACUUUUCUCAGUGUGUGAGAUAAAUGAAUGAGACUUUACAUCGAAGUUAAUGUGAUCUCGAGGAUGCUGAAUUAGUUAUGACGCAACUUCGUAUGCGGAGACUUUUCUCUACGACGGAGUCUUUAUGUGGCGGACACGAGAAAGCAUUGAAAGGAGAGUGUUUCUUCUUUCAAUGCAAGACAGUUGUUGGUCUCGCUGGUAUCUUUGUGAUUUAUCGUGUACCGGGUGGGACGAAACGAAGUGCGAAUAAUUAUGCUUCGGUAUGUGUUUGUUCGAGUAACAUCACGCUCCGAAACGAAGGAAAGUGAAAUUUGUCAAAAUCGGGGUGAUUCUCGAGAGAGGGGAGCUCGAACAAUGGCUCAUUUUCGAGGAAAAAUCGUCGCCGCUGAUCCUCGUGAAAAUAUUAAUCGAUUCGGAGAUUCGCGAAGGACGUUGAAGUUUGCGACGUUCGAGUCCAACGAAAUUAAUCAAAAUAACAUUUGUAAUUAACCAAUUUUUUAUUUCACGAAUCGUUGGCGUGGAAUGAAAAACUGGGAAUUGCGGAUCAGGCGGGUAACAGAAUUGCAGAAUUUCUGGAAGUGUUGGAGUUCUUUUUACAUCGUUUCGAUGGACUCCAACGUUGCAAACUCCGGCGUCAUGCGAUUGGAAUGUUUUCUUUGACACGAAACGACUCUCAAAAUUUCAAACGGGAAAUCGAACCCUGAAGAUAUCGAUGCUCCUUCUCGACACGGAAUUGCCCUUGGACGAGGCGAAUAUAUUUAUACACGAUACACGAUUCGUAUACAGUAGCCCAAAACGAGGCAGCCCCCGAGGGAAAAGCGAUUAGUUCGCCUCUUGUCAUUGUCAGUCUCGUUGCUCUCUUCGCGAUCGCUAUCCCAGAACCAGUGGGGAAAGGAAUCUCCCCCUCUCUCUCUCUCUCUUCCUCUUGCUUUUUUACUCUCUUGGAGUUUCGUCUCAUAUCCAGCAGAGAGAUCAGCAACUCCGCUGUCCGAGGUUCGAGAACCCGAGAGAGCUCUCUUUGAGUUUCAGCCUCGUCAGUACAUAGCAGCUACUGUUCGACGAAGGGUGUCCCAAUUUUUGGGAGCUCCGGAGCCCUCGGAGGCAGAGCGUUUUUUAAAAUCACUAAACAAUCGGAUCGGGGGUUAAUCAACCCCCUGAUUUCUCUCGUUAUGCACGAUUCGCAGUUUUUUUUGCUCGCUUAAUCGCUCGAUCAGCUCCAUCCUCCGAGUCGAUUUUUCACCGGUUAAAUGCACGAUUAUUCCGACCGGAAUUUCGCCGCGGGGUACGCUGCUUGUUCGAAAAUAGCGUGGAGAUGAUUCACUGAAACCUCAUGCACGAUCUUCAGCUCACUUUCAAUCGCAUUACUCAAACUUAUUAAACGAAAGAUUAUCAUACACUGGCGAAAUGUGAGAGUGCAUCUUUUCUCGCUGACUCACAUUCGGGCUACCGAAGAAAGACUUUCGAGCUAAACGUACCCAGCCAUGUGGUUGACACUCGUGUGCUUAUCUGUAUAGGGUGGACCGUCAGAAUCGCGUAGACUUUUGCGGUUUCGUGCAUGCUCCAAAGCGAAGAACUGCCAUGAGGAUUUUUUGGUGCAUCGCUCUUUCGUUCGUAGCUUUGACUCCCAACGAGAUCGCCGGAAGUGCCAUCGAAAGGCCGCCUCUUAUCAGCGCCGAAUAUGCGUGCAAACAUAUGAACUCGGGCAAUGGAUGCAGCUUCGAGGACACUCCCUUCAUGGAACGCUCGUGCGGCCGUCUCGCGAGCUUCAUGAUGAUGCUACAGGCUACAAUGAUGACGAGGUGCGACAUCGCCGAUCCGUGUCGGCGGGCUGGCAAGGAUGAGAUCGUCGAAGGCGAAUGGUUUGAUUUUAUAAUCGUGGGUGCAGGGGUCGCGGGUCCUGUAAUAGCCAGACGGCUCGCUGACCACGAGCCUUGGUGGAGAGUUCUGUUGAUCGAGGCUGGACCGGAAGAGCCGACGAUGACUUCGCUGCCCGGUUUUGCUUUCAACGCGAUCGGUACACAUCUCGAUUGGAAUUAUGAGACGGAGCCUACGCAGCCUAAUCCUACUGCGUGCUUAGAGAACGGUGGCCGGUGCAAAUGGCCUCGUGGAAAAAUGGUUUCGGGAACGGGAGGUCUGUACGGCAUGAUGUACGCGCGUGGGCAUCCGGAAAUAUACAACAAGUGGUCUCGCAGCGGGAACAAAGGUUGGUCGUACAGCGAGAUCGAGCAUUACUUCGAGCAUGCGGAGAACCCUGAGAAGCCUGACAUGACUUCGGACCGGAAGUUUGCGCGAGUGGAAAACGGUGGUCCCCUGAAGAUCAAGUAUUUCAAUCACAAGCCCGAAUUUGCGGAGGAAUUAUUGUCAGCGGCGAGAGAAUUGGGCUAUCGGACGUCGAAUUUAGUGGGAAAUAAUCAAACUGGAUUCAUGGUAGCGCCGAUGAUAACGGAGAACGGUCAGCGAGGCACGACUUCUCGGUUCUACCUGAGACCGGUGAUGCACAAAUCGAACAUCAAAGUCUUGACGAACACGAGAGUCACGAGACUGCUCACGGGCCAAUGGGAGAGGCGAAUCAGGUCGGUCGAAGUUGUCGAUAAAAAUGGCAACGUCCGGAUAAUCAAAGCUGACAAAGAGGUCAUUUUGGCUGCGGGAGCAAUCGGCUCGCCUCAAAUUUUGUUGAACAGCGGAAUCGGCCCCGCAAAAGACUCAACGAGGCUUGGAAUAAAAUGUGUUGCCGACCUCCCCGUCGGCAAGAAUCUUCACAACCACGUCUCCGUCGGAAUAAAAAUGAGCAUCCGGGACACCCACUACGAAGCCAUCGGCCAGAACUCGAUGACCGAGUACCUGGCCAAUCGCACGGGCCCCUUAGCCAGCACCGGCUUGACCCAGGUCACCGCUUUCCUCCAAAGCUCGUACGCUACCGCGGGCGUCCCCGACAUACAAGUUUUCUUCGAUGGCUUCGGCUCGAAGUGCACCAUCGGAGGCCAUUCCAAUGAGUGUCCCGGUGGAACGAUCGGCAACUGCCCAGCGAGACGCGAAAUCGUCGCGAGGCCGACUACCGUCAUGGCUAAAUCCAGAGGCGUCUUGAAAUUGAGGUCGAAAAAUCCUCUCGAUUCGCCCCUCAUAUAUCCCAAUUACUUCGAAGAACGCGAAGACAUGAAUAUUCUCAUUGAAGGAAUCAAGAAAGUUGCUGAUUUGACGAAAACUCCGACCAUGAAAAAAUGGGAUCUCCGACUCGAGGGGAUUCCCAUUCCCGCUUGCUCGACUUAUCGUUUCGGGACCGAUGCCUACUGGGAGUGCCUGAUCCGUCAGCAGACAGGUCCGGAGAACCACCAAUCAGGAUCCUGCAAAAUGGGACCGGAGGGCGACGAGUCGGCAGUCGUAGAUCCGGAGCUGCGAGUCCACGGUUUGAGAAACGUGCGAGUCGCCGAUGCUUCGGUAUUCCCAAUUGUUCCUAACGCGAAUCCGGUCGCUGCCAUAGUUAUGGUAGCCGAGAAGGCUUCCGACAUGAUAAUCAAAACUUGGCUUAAUUUACGAUGACAAAAGUCCAGUUGAUUCUCGCCUUCGUUAAUAAACACACUUUGAUUAUCAAAA
Molecule: messenger RNA, 3597 nt
Organism: Venturia canescens
Lineage: Eukaryota; Metazoa; Arthropoda; Insecta; Hymenoptera; Ichneumonidae
Product: glucose dehydrogenase [FAD, quinone]-like
Exons: 6
Coding region: 1585-3543 (652 amino acids)
Molecular function (GO): flavin adenine dinucleotide binding; oxidoreductase activity, acting on CH-OH group of donors
Source: RefSeq, a predicted model, not a curated record